AUGAAUACCUUAAUCCUUAUUUGUGUUUUGAUCGCCGGCAUCAAUGGACAUACUGUCCAGCUCUCUGAAGCCCAAAAAGAUAAAGCCAACCAGCAUGUUGCAGAAUGCAUCAAGGAAACAGGCAUCAAACCUGAAAUGGUAGCCGAAGUGAAAAAGGGUCACUUUAGCGAGGAUGAAGACCUAAAGAAAUUCACCCUCUGCUUCUUCGAGAAGGCUGGCAUCGUAGACAACGAAGGUAAACUCAACGUGGCAACUGCUCUGUCAAAGUUGCCCGCUGGAGUGGAUAAAGCUGAUGCAGAGAAAUUACUAGAAAGCUGCAAAAACAAGAAUGGCAAAGACGCCGCUGAAAGAGCUUUUGAAAUCUUCAAAUGCUACUACCAAGGUACAAAGUCUCAUGUCUUCCUUGGAUUUUAA
Messenger RNA from Arctia plantaginis, 414 nucleotides. The record is from the annotation of a GenBank genome assembly. Lineage: Eukaryota; Metazoa; Arthropoda; Insecta; Lepidoptera; Erebidae.